UUUGCAGCAGUGUCCGUCGCCGCUACGUGAUAGAUCCCCCGUUGUCUACUAGCUGCCACUGUCAUCCACGUGCUUUUCAUGGCCGACGUCUUUCGGAGGCUGCCGCUGCUGCUGCUGGUCGUCCUAUUGCUCCUCCUCCUGGUUGUCUUCCACGUGUGCAUCCUCGGCGGCCUUCCGCGCCGUGGUCGCAGAAGGAGGUGUGUGAAGAACAACGACAGAAUGGAGGGCCGGAAGGCGAUCAGCGGGUCCGCAGGGGAGCGCGGUGGGGGGUGGUCCGGGCACAGCCCAUCGAAUAGUCCAAGGCCGUCGGAGCGGUCCGGGCACGCGCACCUGCCACCGCACUUGCAACCUCUGCCUGACACGGACGACGAGGAAGGGGACGAUAGACGGUCACGGACCGUGCCGCUGGGAAGCGGAUCCACCAAGGAGUGGGCGGCUACAGAGCUGUUUGGAAGCCGCGACGGCGGUAAAGGGCAGUCGUACACCGAACUCCUCCAGCAGGGGCUCAGCGACACCGAUGGCGAUGGCGGCGUGAAUCUGUCGUUUGGACUCGGCAGCGGGAGGUCGGCAGUCGUUUCUCGAACGGUCGUCGUGAACCCCCAUCCCGACGACGAUGGCGGCGACGUGACGGCUGUUCAGCGAUCACCCAGGUCUCCAGCGCCGCUGCGGGAGGCUUCGGAGAACAACAACGAUCCUCCUAGGCAGCAAUUUCGAUCGCCGUCUGUGUGUAGGGGUGCCUCCGCUCGCCCCCAGUGGAUGCAGUCUCCGUCUCCCCUAUCCGCCAGUUCGAGUGCAGGUCAUCGUGUUGGCGAGUGUAGGGAGACGGCGCCUGCCGUUGCUGAUGUUGGUGACGCACAUGACGGAAGGGAGGUGUGGGGAGAACAGCGACGGUUGAUGAGGUCAGUGCGGGAGGAGUCCAUAACUCGGGGGGUGCAGCGAUUGCGUGUUGGGGAAGACGGGCACAACGGCGAGGAAGCAGGGGCGGACGUGCACGACCCCGACUGGAACGACAACGGCGUUGAAGGUUGGGAGGACGACGCAGCCAACAUUUCGCCGUCGAAGCAGGCGACCGCUAUAGGAGGGAGGGGCGGGAAGACGAAGUCGUGUGGCGGUAAUGGUCGUCGGGGCAAAAGGACAACAGGCAAGGGCAGCGAUGCCGAAGGUGACGUCGAUGGUGAAGGAGGUCGUCACUUCUGGUCCGUCGACGACAUUAUAGCCCUCAUCCGGGCUAAACGUGAUCAGGAUGCGCAUUUGCAGGGGAUGGGCCACGCGUACGCUCGGAUGAAGCCGCGAGAAUGGAAGUGGCUGGAUGUGGCGACGAGGUUGAAGAACGUGGGUGUCGACAGAGAGGCCGAUCGGUGCGGGAAGAAGUGGGACAAUCUGAUGCAGCAGUUCAAGAAGGUUCAUCAUUUCCAAGGACUGUCCGGGAAACAGGACUUCUUCCAAUUGUCUGGGAAGGACAGGAUGUCGAAGGGCUUCAGUUUCAAUAUGGAUUGUGCGGUUUACGACGAGAUACUGGGGUCGACCGCCAAGAACCACACCAUAAACCCGAGGAACGUCGCGGACACUGGCGCUCAGGGUAGUGUGCGUCUGUCGUCCGCCUCCUCUGUGGAUCCUGAAUCUGUGGGCGACGGGGACGGUGGUGCAGAGCACGACGACGACGACGACGGGUCCACCAAAGGUUUUUCGCAAACGACGGGUGGCGCAGGCGGUUUCGGCAAGAGGAAGAGCACAAGGCAGCAAACAUUGGAGGCAAUGACGGAGUGCAUGGAGAAGCACGGGGCGUUAAUGGCGUCAACGAUGGAGAGCAACAACAAACGUCAUUGCUCCAUCGCCAUACGUCAGUGCGAGGCGCUGGAAGCGGAGAUCGAAGCGCAGAAAAAGCACUACGCAGCGUCAGACGAAAUCCUCGCCUCCUUCGUCCAGAUUGUCAUCGUCACCGCGAGUGCGUCUUGCGCCAUGUCCUCACGCGCUUCCGCAUGCGGUAAGGCCGCCGCCAACCUCUCACAACAACCGGCGACCCGGGAGAAGAAGGGCCGCCAUAUGGCCAGCAAGAAGAGGAAGAUCCUCGAAGGCGCCCCGGCACAUGGAGGUUACGUGCUGGAUGAAGAGUGGGUGCCGGAGGACGUGGCGACGCAGGAGGGGACGGAUUUCGAAAACUCUGACGACAUGCCGUUGCAGCGAAAGUCGUCCAGGCGGGGGAGUGGCGGCAUCCGCAUAGACGACGUUGGCGAAAGACGACGCGCAGGAGGGUGGCCAGCACCGGAAGACGUGUCAACGUUGACGCCGCGACGGCAGCCAGAGAGGGCGGGGGAAAUCGCGCGCCACUGCCACCGGAAUACGCGGGAAGGAAUGGAGGCGGCGGCGAAGCUGUGGGUGGAUGACCUCCGCUUCUGGAACGAGAGGGAGGGAUUUGCCAUCGUCAAGUUGAUUGCGGAGGCGCGCGGUUAUCUUGUGGCUGUGGCGCGGGGAGAGCCGCCUCCACCCAUUCGUCGCAGCAUCGUCUUGCCUCACAACAGCAUCCCGCAGCACAAGAUCGCGGACGAGUCGGAGUUAAACGCUACGAAGGAGAGGGCGCUGAAGGUUCAGGGGAUCGCUUUGCGGGUGAUACACGGGUGGGUCUUCAAGUCUCAGAACAGGCAAAGGGGGUACCACGCGGCGUACCAGUACACACUCAACCACGCGGCCACCGACAUCGCUCGCGCGAUGUGGAUGGGGGAGGACUGGCGUUAUUGUGUGAGUCCGAUGGUCGUCCACCACACGCUGGACAUGGAUAUGAAGCUGCCUUUGUGGUUCGUGGGCGCCGAUGUCGAAGACAGGCACGAGGACAAUGGCUUGGCGGCUUAUCAGGAGGCGAGUAUCCAGCGACUGGUGGGGGCUUUCACGAGCGCCGUGAUCAUUGCGGAGGCGACGGACGGCGGCCGUGUAUCGCACAAAAGGUUGAAGACCAUGGCCGACGCGAUGUGGAUGAUGCUCGCGACGACCAUGUGGCUCAUGCGGAUGGCGGGUGACGAUCAUCGCGCGCAUUGCGACGCCUGGGUCUUCGUCCAACUCUGGCGAAGCCGACGCUCAUCGCAUCCAUGCAUUGCUGCUUCGCCGCGCGUCGGCACAUCGUGCAAGCUGCGACCGUAAUCACCGACAAGUUGGCGAGUCCCCCCAUCACUUUGAUCGACCCUCCAAUGUAUGUUCCCAACUGG
Messenger RNA from Chara braunii, 3197 nucleotides. The record is from the annotation of a GenBank genome assembly. NCBI's taxonomy places the organism in Eukaryota, Viridiplantae, Streptophyta, Charophyceae, Charales, Characeae.